Molecule: messenger RNA, 1077 nt
Organism: Parasteatoda tepidariorum (common house spider)
Lineage: Eukaryota; Metazoa; Arthropoda; Arachnida; Araneae; Theridiidae
Product: protein BCCIP homolog
Cellular component (GO): nucleus
Source: RefSeq, a predicted model, not a curated record
UUCUCUCUCAAACAAUACUCUCAAUUAGUUACCGUACCAAACUAAUCAUUGUUUUCUUCUGUUUUGUUUCACGUGUUAAAAAUAUAAAGAUAAAACUGUAAAUUUAAUCGUUAAUUAUGGCUCCAACUAAAAAACAACGACCCAACAAUGAUCCAGAUGAAAAUAUGAGCAGUUCCGAUGAAAAUGAGGAUAUGUAUGGAACUGGCAGUGAGGAAAUGGAAAUGAUUGAAGUUGAUUUUGAUGUAAAAAUGCCAGAAGUGACAGAUUUCCAUGGCAUUAAAAAUCUCUUGACACAGUUAUUUCUGAAAGCUCAUAUCAACACAUCAGAAUUAACUGACUUGCUUAUUCAUCAAAAGAAAAUAACAGGAGUUAUUAAGCAAGCUGAUGAUGAUGGCAUGAAUGUAGAUGAGGAUGACGAUGACUCUGAUUUAGAUGUAACUUUUGGUGUGUUUUCUGUAGUUAAUCUUACUGAUAAAAGGAAUUUAGAUUGUGUGAAGCAAAUCACCGCCUACCUACUGAGCCAUUGCAAAAAGUCCUCCAAAGAUGAACAAUUCCAGUUGUUAAGAAAUAUUUUAGAAAACAGAGAGAAGAAUGUUGGUCUCAUUAUCAGUGAAAGAAUGUUGAACAUUCCUCCCAAAAUUGCUGUUCCUCUCUAUACAGGCUUAAGUUAUGACAUGGAGAAAGCUACAGCUAAGGGUGGAAACUUUAAAUUUGACUACUACAUUCUGAUCAGCAAAAUAGUUGUUUUCAAGGAAGCUAAACAAACAUACAAUGUUGUAUAUGCAAAUGCUGAAGAAGAGCUCAUUUCUGAGGUAGCCACUAUUUCUUUUGAUUUUUCUGUGGCAAGUGAACUGGACAGUGGUCUUAGUGGUGCUUGGACAGAUGAAGAUAAAGAAGGUCAUAGAAAGCGAAGAGUUAUGUUGUUCCCUGCUUCUAAGUAUGAAGAGAUGUGUCACAAAUUGACUGCUGAGCUUGGAACAUAAAACGCUCUGUAAAAAAAUCCAAUUGUUGUAAAUAGUAAAAAAUAAAAAAUAUUAUCCUUUUGGAUUUAUCAAUUCUAAAAGGUAUAAUUAUGCA